Aureobasidium vineae is the source of this 735-nucleotide messenger RNA. The record is from the annotation of a GenBank genome assembly. NCBI's taxonomy places the organism in Eukaryota, Fungi, Ascomycota, Dothideomycetes, Dothideales, Saccotheciaceae.
AUGUUUCGUCUCAAGAGUCUGGACGCCACUACUUCAGCCAUCAUCAAUCCUCCACCCAAGCCACGCCCCAUGCCAGGCAUGCCUCUCGUCGACUGCAGCCUCGCCGAAUUCAUCGCGGGCCAGCCCCAAGGUUUCACUCAUGUCGCGGUGGCUGCAGCCGUCUUUCACGAAGACCGUCUCCUUCUGGUCCAGCGUGCCGAGACUGACAGCUAUCCCGGCCAUUGGGAGCUGCCUGGCGGAUCGGCUGACCCUACCGACAAGUCCAUCAGCGAGUCUGUUGCUCGCGAACUGUUCGAAGAGACUGGCCUCCGCAUGAAGCGCCUCCUCUCCGAGAUCCUGCCUCCCACAACUUUCUCCACUGGCUGGGGCAAGCGUCAAAAGACAUGGCUCAAGGUCAGCUUCGUGGUCGAAGUCACUGCAGAAGACAAGGCACGCGCUGAACACGAGGUCGAGAUGCAAGGAUCGGGCCAGGAACUCACGCGCAAGGAUAGCGUCAUUGCCGUGAAUCCUCCCGCCAUCAAGCUGCACGACAAGGAGCAUCAGAAGUACGUGUGGAUCUCGGCUGAGGAGGUCAUCAAGAACAGAGUGUCAAUGCCAGGCGAGGGCGCAAUGGAGUUCAUCGGAUCCGACAGCGUGUCGACCAUUCUCGAGGCUUUCCGCUUGAACAAGCACAUUCAGAAGGCGCAGGCUGUUGAAGCACCGCAGGCCGCCGAGACAGAGGAGGGAGAGGCUUGA